AUCGAACGUGCGGACCUUUGGUUGCUGAAGGCACCGGUCGGCUCCCGGCAAUCUCAACCACCGACAGUUCGGAAAAGCCGAAAAACAAGACCUACCACAUUACGCAUGCUCUUGUCGUCCUUGUAACAGUGUUCGCUCAACCUUUGACUUAUCACCUAGAUCGCCAAGCAUAGUUUCCAAGAUUCAUAAGCAAGCAUCACUUUCAGCAAAGGAACAUGCUCAAACCACAAGCCAACUCGACUCGAGACGUCGUCUCUUUAGACGGCAUCUGGAACUUUGCCAUUGCAUCAUCGCCCGACAUUGACGCAGAUGCACCAUGGGAUAAUCUCUUGCCACCAAAGCUCCAAGUACCUGUACCUGCCAGCUACAACGAUGUUUUUGCCGAUGAGAAGAUACGCAGUCACGUUGGUUGGGUCUACUAUCAGCGCCAAGUCACGAUACCUCACGGGUGGUCGCCCACGGAUCAGAGAUAUUUCUUGCGAUUUGAUGCAGCAACACACCGCGGACGUGUCUACGCCAAUGACAAGCUGGUCGCUGAUCAUGCUGGCGGAUACACCCCCUUCGAGGCAGACAUCACCGGCUUCAUCAAGCCCGGCGAGAGAUUCCGCCUUACUGUGGCCGUGAGCAACGAGCUAAGCUGGGAGACGAUUCCUCCCGGCAAGAUUGAGGCCCUCGCCAACGGCAAGCGAAAACAGAACUAUCAGCAUGACUUCUUCAACUAUUCUGGGCUUGCACGAUCCGUGUACUUGUGUUCGAAGCCUGCCGUGUCCAUCAGCGAUAUCACUGUCGUAACGGACGUCUCUGAGUCGGGAGCAGGCAAAGUUCAGUAUCAAGUUCAGACUUCGCAGCCAGUGGGAGACGACAAGGUCAAGAUCUCUGUCCUUGACGAGGGGGGGUUGACUGUGGCUCAGGCGAAUGGGACGCAAGAUGAACUGACAAUCAACUCGGCGCAUCUAUGGCAACCUGGCGCGGCUUAUCUGUAUCAACUGCGUGUAGAGAUACUAUCAGAAUCUGACAAAGACGAUGUUCUCGACACCUACGAACUCCCCUUCGGCAUCCGCACAAUCUCAGUCAAAGGCAACCAGUUUCUCGUCAAUGGCAAGCCCUUCUACUUUACGGGCUUUGGCAAGCACGAAGACUCGCCAAUCCGCGGCAAGGGUUUCGAUCCGGCGUAUAUGAUUCACGACUUCCACCUCAUGCGCUGGAUGGGAGCCAACUCCUUCCGUACAGCUCACUACCCGUACGCUGAAGAAGUUCUCGACUACGCCGAUCGACAUGGCAUCGUCGUCAUCAACGAGACCCCGGCGGUGGGAAUCAACCUCGGCAUCAUCGCUGGUGUCUUCGGGCUCAAGGCGCCUUCAACGUUUGCUCCCGACGCAUGUAAUGAGAAGACGCAGGUGGCGCAUGAUCAAGCUAUCAGAGAGCUCGUGGCGCGGGAUAAGAACCAUCCGUCGGUGGUGAUGUGGACGGUCACCAACGAGCCUGCGUCUGCGGAGCCCGGUGCGAGGGAGUACCUAGAGCCGCUGGUCUCGUUGACCCGCGAGCUGGACCCGACUAGACCAGUGUGUUUCGCAAACAUGGGUUUUGCUACGUUCGAGAAGGACCUCGUGACAGACUUGUUCGACGUCAUCUGCUUGAACCGCUAUUAUGGAUGGUACUCCCAGACAGGCGAUCUAGAAGAGGCUGAGAAGGUUCUGGAGAAGGACUUGCUUGGAUGGCAGGCCAAGUACGGCAAGCCCAUGAUCAUGACAGAGUACGGCGCGGAAGCUGUGGCGGGGCUACACGCCGUAUGUGACGUUCCAUGGAGCGAGGAGUACCAAGGGAAGUUCUUGGAAAUGUUUCACCGAGUAUUUGAUCGGAUCGAUAGUGUAGUUGGAGAGCACGUUUGGAACUUUGCGGAUUUCCAGACGACUUCGAGUAUCACCCGCGUGGACGGAAACAAGAAGGGUGUCUUCACGCGGGACAGAAAGCCAAAGGGCUCUGUGCAGGUUUUGAAGGCUAGGUGGACGGCUAUGCAGGCGAGGGAUGUAUGAAUAAGUUCAUGGAAGUAUCAAUAGACUUGGAAGCAUUUCCCAUCUUAUAAUAGUAACCGAAAG
Messenger RNA from Colletotrichum godetiae, 2096 nucleotides. Its product is annotated as glycoside hydrolase superfamily. NCBI's taxonomy places the organism in Eukaryota, Fungi, Ascomycota, Sordariomycetes, Glomerellales, Glomerellaceae. Gene Ontology annotation, molecular function: carbohydrate binding; beta-glucuronidase activity. Bases 216 to 2033 code for a protein of 605 amino acids. The record is from RefSeq and is a predicted model, not a curated record. The transcript has a single exon. Gene Ontology annotation, biological process: glucuronoside catabolic process; carbohydrate metabolic process.